This is a messenger RNA of Rhagoletis zephyria (snowberry fruit fly), 6264 nucleotides long. The record is from RefSeq and is a predicted model, not a curated record. NCBI's taxonomy places the organism in Eukaryota, Metazoa, Arthropoda, Insecta, Diptera, Tephritidae.
AUGGUCGGCUUCGACUCGGACCACAACAUUCGUUUUCCGGUUCCGGAGCUGUUUUGCGAUGGUCAGACGAUGGACGGCGGGGGCGGCGGUCGCUGGCACCACAUUGUCCUCGUCCUCAAUCGGACGCUGCUGAAGAACUCCACGCUGAACGUGUACAUUGACGGGAGGGCGAAGUUUCUGCCCACUCACCCCUCUAAUCACCACCAUGGUCAUCAGCAGCAGUCGAGCAGCUACAAGCUGCACUACAUAUCGUCGAUUGUGGGCGGCCAGCCGGGCAUCGCCAACACCAGCCCCCUCUACAUCAACGCCUUCAUCGGCACGCCGCCCGCCCACCGCCGUCUCCCCUCGAGUCUCCUCUGGAAGCAGGGGCCCUGUCACCUGGUGGAGGAGCUCCUGCAGCCCUCCUUUGUUGCCUACAUCUUCAUGCUGGGGCCGAACUACAUUGGCAGCUUCCAGGCGGUCAACUACCUGCCCGGCGGAAGCAUGGCGCAGUCGAUCGCUGAGGACCGACUGAUCUUUGGGCUGAACUCCCGCGCCACCUCGAUCAUGACGCUGUCGAAGAUGCGCCGCGUCUACUCGCGCUUCGACUGCAAGCAGAUCGCCAAGAUCAUCGGUAUCUCGUCGCACGAGAACGCCACGCCUAUCUACGUGCUGCACAACUCGGCGGGCCACCUGUGCGGCCCCAGCCGCCCCCUCGGUGGCGUGCUCAUCGGCAACGUCGGCGCCCGCUGCUUUGUACCGAAGCAGAUCACCCUCACCUUCAGCGACAUUGGCGGCGCCUACCCGCUGCUGGGGCUGAUUGCCAACGCCGCCAGCAUGGAGGCGCUAUACGCGGGCGUCAAGGCGCUGGUCUGCGUCCUGCGGGCGAAUGUGGAGCUGCAGCUGGAGAUGGAGCGCAUCAACGGCUACCAGACGAUGGCGAUGCUGCUGAGACGGAAGCGGCCGCACCUCAACUCGCACAUUCUCCACCUGCUCUUUGAGCUCAUUAGCAGUCUCAAUGUACGGCUGCUCUAUCAGCUCUCGAGGACGAUGUACAUUAGCAGCGGUGGAGGGGCAAGUGGAUCUUUGGAUGGUUCGGGUUCAGCAGCGGGAGGAGGAGGUGGCGGUGGCGGAAGUUCAUCUUCAUCUUCUUCCUUUUCUUCAAGUGGAGGUCACCCGGCCAACUACCGCGCCUUCAAGGAGCUGCUGGUCGACUCGAUUGACCUGUGGAUUCAGGCGGACCUGCUGAAGACGGUGCUGGAGCACCUGCACGAGAUCAUCUACGAGUCGAGUGCCGCCAGCUCGCCUGAAACAGUAGAAAGUAGUCGCAAAGAACUGGAGGAGGACGUCGAGGAGGAGGAAGAGCCGAGCAGCGACUACACCGUCACGCUGCGAAACUCCCUCCUCAAAGUGGUACUGCAGCUGAUGAGCCGCAACAGCAGCCCCAAUGUGAACGCGGCCAUGGCGGAGGAGCUGGUGCGCGUCCUUGGCUUUGACUGGUUCCUCCUCUUUCUGGGACGGGGGCUGAACGCGGAGACGACCACUAUUGGAGCGGUCAAUCUGAUGCUCGUCCUCUCCAACAGUACGCUAUUUUUGCGUUUUAAAGAUGGCGGCGGAGGAGGUGGUCACCACUACAAUGGAGGAUGGCUGAAAGACGCCAACUCCUUCAUAGCGAACAAGGGCGGCCUGCAGCUGCUGGGCUUCAACAUUUCCACCUCCUCCUCGUCGGAAUCAUCCUCUCACCCGGAGAACUCGGGAGGUCAACAGAAAGAUCAACAAAGCACAAGUGCUGGAGGUCAUCGACAAAGUCGCGCCAUCAACUCCAUUCAGAAGGAGCUGCUGACGCUGCCCGGCUUCCAGCACCUCAACUGGCUUCUGGCCGCCCACUGCUACAAGCCCAAGGUCUACCUCAUCCUCCUGCAGACGAUGUUCGGCUACUACCGACCGAGCAGCCUGACGCCGGCCACGCUGGAGAAGAUUGAGCAGUGCACCGAGCUGACCACCGACAGUCUGAUGCGGGCGCUGAUGGGCGGCGGGGGCGGCGGUCGCAAUCCGAAGACCUUCAAGAGCGAGGAGAUGGUCUGCAAGGAGCUGGCGGUGGCGGUCUUCGCCCUCCUCAACGCCGUCUUCUGGUCGCCGCCCGGGGGCCGCCACGCGCUGAAGUACCGCGAGUACCCGCGAGUGCUGAUGUACUUUGUGCGGUACCUGUACAGCAACAACCGCGACUUUCGCUUCUACUGCCAGGGCAACGGGGACCUCCUGAAUGCCCUCUGCCGCUCGGUGAUCAGCAAUCCGCUGACGGGCGUGGAGACGGAGCUGACCGGCCACGAGGGCGCCCAGCUCGUCUUUGACUUUAUCCUCACUAUUUUCGUGAAUGUCAUCAACACUGGGCAUCCAAGUGGAGGUGGAAGUACCAGUGGAGGCCUAAGUGGCUCCCUGUCAGGACUGACCAAUGUGGCGACGACGGCGCUCUUCUCCAGCCAAAAACCGAUCACCACUUUUGAAGCUAUUCUAGCCGGUUUUGCACCCUGUCGCCAGGCGCAGACGCGCUUCCUCUCGCUCUUCAUGGACACGGUGAUCAGCUCGCAGGAGUACAACAGUUUUCACCACCCUCAGCAUCAUCAGCAGCAGCAGCUGCCUCCUGAAUCGGCCACCAUCAUCCUCAACUUCAGCCACGCCUUUGCCAACAUCGUCCUGAUGAUGUCGACGGUGGUGGAUCGGCUGUGGGCCAACGCCUAUGUCGACGACCGCAAGAAGGUGCUCGAGUGUCUGGUGCGCAUUCUUCGCGUGCACGCCGCCAACGAGUCGGCUAAAGGAGCCGGUCAACAGUCAUCCUCCACUUCUUCCGCCUCCGCCACCUUCACCAAGUCCCUCAAGUCGCUCACCUUUCAGCUGUCCGAGGUGACGCUGCUGUACAAGAGCGCCAACCGCUGCCUGCUCUACCUGAUCUCCCGCUCGGUGGACUCGAUGGCCGACCGGAUGUUCAUCUUUGAGGUGCUGCAGCUGCUGUACCAGCACCGGGCGGUGCUGAUCACCUCAAAGGCGAACAGCGACGCGGAGUUCUUCAUCUGCCUGACGCACUGUCUGCUGCAGCUGAUUGACGCGGAGGCGAUCAGUCUGGCCUCUUCGGCAAACAAAAGCUUAGGAGGAGGCGGAAAUAGUCGGUCUGGAGCAGUGCCCAGCAACUCAACCUGCAACUCCACAGCCUUGUGGACAGUGAUGCCUCGGAAGGACGCUCUCUACUGGACCUCCAUUCACGCCUCCAUCAUCCGCGACUUUGUGGAACACCAGGUGCGCCAGAAACGGAUUCUCGACUACCACCUGAAGAAGUACGUGUUGACGGAGUGGCUUAACUACGAGUACGAGUUUCUCACCAGGGAGAAGGCCAUCUGGGGGCCGACCUACGGGUCACGCCGUCUGGACAAGUGGAUGCUCGACAUGACCGAGGGGCCGAACCGGAUGAGGAAGAAGAUGAUUCGGAAUGAGCAGUUCUACACCCACUACCCCUACCGGCCGGAGUUUGACGCAAUGGACGCGCGGAUGAUCAAGUUCAAGUCGCCGGUGUCGCACGACUCGAAGGAGUACUACCGGCGGGUGUACUCAGAGCGGUACUUUCACCUCGACAAGCUGGAGGGAGGAGGGCAGCAGUCUUUUGAGCUGGAGGUGACAGUGGACGGAGUUGGUGGUGGUGGUGGUGGUACUCCCGUUCGAUCGGCCUGCAACUCCACCAGCAGUCCAAAGGCUGCUUUUGGGGGUGGUGAUGGCCGAAGAACGCCAUUGAGUUCGGCUCGAGUCCUGCGCACCAAGUCUUCCUCCGACUACGACGACAAUGACGGGCCGCUGUCCGCCGGAGACGCCUUUGACGGCUCCGCUUCCUCGGACGCCUUUGACCUGCUCUCCGAGUACGUGGACGUCAACUCAUCGGAGUUGGAGGGCGGCGCUGGUCCGGCUACUCCGGGAGGAAAGCAGGCAAGUGGGGCGAACGUUAAGAAGGAGGAAGGGGAGCAGAAUGACAACGAGGCGAUACUGCGUUUGCUGGAGGAGGGCGAAACCAUCUCGCACAUGUUCCGCGUGGCCCGCGUCCAGGGCCUGGACUCUUUUGAGGGGCUGCUCCUCUUCGGAAAGGAGCACUUCUACCUGGUGGACGGCUUCACACUGCUCAAGUCGAGGGAGAUUCGCGACAUUGACUCGCUCCCUGCCAACCUCCACGACCCGAUCAUUCCCAGCACGACGCCCCAGCCCUUUAGCAGCAGCUCCUCUGCUGCUUCUGCUGCUUCGACUCGCCAGGUAACCAAAAAGGUGUGUAGCAAGUUCGCCUACGAGGACAUCAAGGAGGUGCACAAGCGGAGGUACCUUUUGCAGCCCAUCGCCCUGGAGCUCUUUUCGCUGGACGGCCGCAACUCGCUGGUGGUCUUUCCGCGGCACCUUCGCAACAAGGUCUACUCGAGGUUCCUUUCGGUAGCCGUUCACAUCACCGACAACGCCGCGGACUCGUUGAUGGGCCAGAAGAGGAGUGCCAACGUAGAGACAGGCGGGCUGCUCAGUAACUUUAUCGGCGAGACGUCGGUCACGCAGCGGUGGGUGCGCGGCGAAAUCUCCAACUUUCAGUACCUGAUGAACCUGAAUACGCUGGCCGGCCGGUCGUACAACGACCUGAUGCAGUACCCGGUCUUUCCCUGGAUCGUCGCCGACUACAGCAGCCCGGAGCUGGACCUCUCCAACCCCGCCUCCUUUCGCGACCUGAGCAAGCCCAUGGGCGCGCAGACCACCGAGCGGCUGGAGCAGUUUAAGAAGCGCUUCAGUGAGUUUGACGCAGACACCAACAUGAAGGGGGGACCCUAUCACUACGGAACGUUUUACUCGAGCGCCAUGAUCGUCGCCUCGUACCUCGUCCGCCUGGAACCCUUUACGCAGCACUUUCUCCGCCUUCAAGGAGGCCACUUUGACCUCGCCGAUCGAAUGUUCCACUCGGUGGGCGACGCCUGGCUGUCAGCUGCCAAGCACAACAUGGCCGACCUGAAGGAGCUCAUUCCUGAGUUCUUCUACCUGCCGGAGUUUCUGCGCAACUCCAACCGUUUCGACUUUGGCGCCAAGCAGAAUGGCGUUAAGCUGGACGACGUGGUCCUCCCGCCCUGGGCAAAGGACGACCCAAGGGAGUUUAUUCGCGUGCACCGGGCGGCGCUCGAAUGUGACUAUGUUUCUGCCCAUCUCCACGAGUGGAUUGAUCUCAUCUUUGGCGCCAAGCAGAAUGGACCGGCCGCCGUGGAGGCGACCAACGUCUUUCACCACCUCUUCUACGAGGGCAACGCCGACAUCUACAACAUUGACGAUCCGCUGAAGAAGAACGCCACCAUCGGCUUCAUCAACAACUUUGGCCAGAUUCCGAAGCAGCUCUUCAAGAAACCGCAUCCAAUGAAAAAGGUCUUCAGCUUUGGAGGCGCUGGCGGUGGGGGCAGUGGCUCAGGCGGCCACUCCUUCGGUCCCGCCGGCAGCAAGGUCUUCAUCCACUACCUCGACCACCUGCGCCCCUCCCUGCAGCCGAUCAAGGAGCUGAAGGGCGCGGUGGGGCAGAUCAUUCAGCAGGAGAAGGCGACGCUGCUGGCGGUGGAGCAGAACAAGGUGCUCAUUCCGCCCGCCUUCAACCGGUACGUCGCCUGGGGCUUCGCCGACCACAGCCUCCGCAUCGGGCCCUACGAGUCGGACCGGGCGUUGUACGUGUGGGAGAGUGAGCUCUUUCCCCCGAACGGGGAGAUCCUCUGCUCGACGGUGCCCAACUCGAGGGUCAUUGUGACGGCAGGGACGAACUCGGUGAUCAGCGUGUGGCGUUUCAAGGGCCGGCAGGCGCUGGUGCUUAGUCUGGUGCAGAAGCUGUAUGGGCACACGGAGGCGGUCACUUGUCUCGCUUCGUCGGCCAGCUACGGGAUCAUCGUCAGCGGGUCACGCGAUCGGACCUGUAUUCUCUGGGACCUCAAUCGACUGGUCUUUAUUCGCCAGUUGGGCGGCGGGCCGACGCCUCUGCACGGCUGCCCCGUGGCGGCCAUCGCCAUCAACGACCUGACCGGCGACAUUGCCACCUGCUGCUCGACGAUGCUCUACCUGUGGACGAUCAACGGCGAGCUGAUUGCCAGCGUCAACACGCUGCAUGUGCCCGUAUCGGCGAACUGCUCGCAGAUACUGUGUCUCGCCUUUUCGACGUACAACGAGUGGGACGCAAACAAUGUCAUCCUCACCGGCUCCUCUGACGGAGUCGUCAAGCUGUGGACGGUGGCCUACGUUCAAGAGCAG